AUGGCAUUAACAAAGGAUUCGUUUGAACGGAUUAAGUGGUUUAUCACAUCUGCCUGGUGGCUGCUGAUUGUUUUUGCAGCACAAGAAAUUGAUGGGGGAGGAUAUGCAUAUAUUGACCCAUGUGGGGGACAGGAUUGUUCAGUUUGUCGGUGCUUCCCAGAAAAAGGAUCAAGAGGUCAGCCUGGUGGACUGGGAGCUCAAGGUCCGAUUGGGUCCUUGGGAUCUACAGGACCAGCUGGUCUGCCAGGGGAAAAAGGACAGAGAGGUGAGAAUGGGCAGCCUGGGCCAGCUGGAGAAAAAGGUGAUAAGGGCCCAACUGGAGUCCCAGGAUUUCCUGGUUUAGAUGGUGUUCCUGGAUUACCAGGAAUUGAAGGACCCAGGGGCAAACGUGGUUUAGAUGGCUGCAAUGGCUCAAGAGGUGAUCCAGGAUUUCCAGGCGAAAAUGGUUAUAUUGGACCGAGAGGUCCUUAUGGAAAUCCAGGGCAAAAAGGAGAAAAAGGAAAUUCGGUGUAUGUUUCACAUUUUGGAAAAGGACCUCCAGGAGACAGAGGUGAUCCUGGACCCCCUGGCAUGCCCGGACCUAGAGGGUCAAGAGGUACAACGGGCCCAUCUGGAUACCCAGGCCAACCAGGCUUGCCUGGUAUUCCAGGUUACCCUGGUUUGCCAGGUGAACAGGGAAAUCCAGGUAUUGGAGUGGACGGACAAAAGGGGGAGCCGGGGGACGUUGGACUUCCUGGGCCACCUGGGUCACCACUGUUAGUUGGACCUCCUGGAGCUCAGCUGUUCAAAGGAGAAAAGGGCCAAAAAGGACUACCUGGGGUAACAGGAUACAGAGGGCCACGUGGACCCAAACUCACAUUCUACUUGCUUUAUCAGGGUAAUCCUGGUUCUUAUGGACCUGCAGGGUUUCCUGGAAUGAAGGGGGAAACAGGAUUUGCUGGUUUUCCUGGACAACCUGGCUAUCCAGGCAUACAGGGGGAUUCAGGAGAAAAAGGGCCUCCAGGUCCUCCUGGAGCUGUUGGAACUCCGCUGCUUCCUAUAAAAGGUCCACAAGGAGAUCCUGGAUUUCCGGGUCCUGCUGGUGAUAUGGGGUCAGUUGGACCAAUUGGUCCUGCAGGCCUGCUAGGAAGACCAGGAGAUGAUGGAACAAGUCUGCCUGGCCUGCCAGGAGUAAGUGGGGCACCAGGACCUCAAGGUUUUCAAGGUGACCCUGGUUUCCCUGGAACAGGUGAAUCAAUCCCAGGAAGACCUGGAUUUCCUGGACCACCAGGCCUACCAGGACAGCCAGGAAGACAAGGCUUACCUGGACUACCCAGUGUAAUCUGUACUGACAGAGGGAUGCCUGGAGAACCUGGAGCAAAAGGUCAGACAGGCCUUCCCGGAAGAAAAGGUGAAAAAGGAGAAAAGGGAAAUCAAGGCCUCUGCUCAUGUAGUGCUGGUCCUCCUGGUCCCCGUGGUAUGCAAGGACCUCCAGGUACUCAAGGGAAGAAAGGACAAAUGGGAUACCCUGGAAGACAUGGAGAAAAGGGUGACCCAGGCUUAUCUGGUGCAGUGGGAUUACCAGGGCUCCCUGGUACACCCGGUUCUGCUGGACAACAUGGUGAAAAAGGAGAAAAGGGUGAUCCAGGAAGGGUUAGAAUAAAAGGAAUAAAAGGUGAAAGAGGUCCUACUGGGGUUCCAGGAUUUCCAGGCCAAAGAGGUAAUGAUGGCAGAGAUGGGGAAUUAGGAUUGCCUGGGGAAAAAGGAGCUGAGGGCGAUUCUGGAGUACCACUGCCAGGUGAUAAAGGAUUCCCCGGGGUCCCAGGACUUCCUGGGGUAAAAGGACAGAUGGGAUUGCCUGGUUUGGGGUUUCCCGGCCCUCCAGGAGUCAGAGGUAGCCCUGGAGACUUUGGUGAUACUGGUAAUGUUGGGCCACCUGGUCCAAAGGGACAGAAAGGUGAGACUGUCUGCAUUACAUUACCAUACCCUGGAAAUCCAGGUCCCCCAGGUUUUAAAGGUGUUCAAGGACCAAAGGGUUUAAAAGGACUCCCUGGUCGUCCUGGACCAAAUGGCUUUGAUGGGCAAAAAGGCCAUCGAGGCAGGCCAGGAGCAGGAAUCCCUGGGCCAGAAGGCUUUCGAGGCAAAGCUGGUGAUCCUGGUGAUGAAGGUGAAAGAGGAUCUACGGUUGAUGGUAAAAAUGGCCCUCCAGGUCCACCUGGCAUAGAUGGUCAGAAAGGUGUUCCAGGUGAUACCACAUAUGGUCCUCCAGGAAUCCCAGGCAACAGGGGACUGCCAGGACCCCCUGGACAGCCUGGUACCCCAGGACUUCCAGGUGCCAAAGGUUUUAGAGGCCCAGAAGGUGAUAUAGGAGCACCAGGUUGUCCAGGCUUCCCUGGUCCACCAUGUGACACAGGCUUACCAGGGCCACCAGGACUCAGAGGUGUCAUAGGCCUGCCAGGACCUCAAGGCUUACCAGGCUUUAAAGGUCAGAGGGGAGACAGGGGCCUAGCUGGGCUACCUGGAAUCAAAGGUCUCAAAGGUUCCCCUGGCUCACAAGGUUCCCCAGGUCCUCCAGGCUCACGAGGACUUCCAGGACUUCCAGGCAAUAAAGGACCACCUGGUUUCCCAGGACAAACAGGAAGCAAAGGGAUUCAAGGACCCCAAGGAUUCCCAGGACUCCCAGGAACACAAGGCCCAAUGGGAAUCUCUGGUGUAAAAGGUGAAGAAGGAAAAAUGGGUCCACCUGGGCCUCGUGGAGAAUGUGGGGAUAUGGGAAGAAAAGGUGAAAGAGGGCCUCCAGGAGACAGUGGCUGCGUUAACAUCCGUCUUGAGAAAGGACAAAAGGGGGAACCAGGGUUUCCUGGUGAGAACGGCUUUAGAGGUGAAAGAGGUGAAAAAGGCAAUACUGGUUUCAGAGGCACCCCAGGAUUUCCAGGGAAAAAUGGUGUCCCAGGACUGCCAGGUGACCAUGGUGACACUGGACUGAUGGGCUUUCCAGGAUCACGGGGUUUUCCAGGACCAAAGGGCUUUAAAGGAAUUACGGGUUUUCAAGGACAACCAGGUGACCAGGGUGACGUUGGCUUACCAGGAAUCCCUGGAAAUCCAGGACUGACUGGCCCAAAAGGAUCUAAAGGCAGGAGAGGUGACCCAACUCCUCUGCUUGGUGCACAUGGUCGAAAAGGGCCUCCUGGAGAUCCAGGAUUACCAGGACUCUGUGGAUUCCCAGGAGAGAAGGGUUCACCAGGUAUCCAAGGGCAACCAGGAAGACCAGGAUCCAAGGGCGACCCUGGAUACCCAGGAAUACCUGGAUUUCCAGGAGCUACAGGUCCUCAGGGAUUGCCAGGAGAACCUGGAGAAAAAGGGAAACGUGGAAUUUUGGGACCUCCAGGAUUGCAAGGAUUAGCUGGAUCCCAAGGUCUUCCUGGACUGCCCGGACUGGAUGGCUUGGAUGGACUAAAAGGUCAAAAAGGUUCUGCAGGAGCUGCAGGUCAAAGUGAAACAGGGCCCCCAGGAUACUUGGGAGAACUUGGACCAGAAGGAGACAGAGGUGAACCUGGAUGGCCUGGUAUUUCUAUUCCAGGCCCCCCUGGAGAAAGGGGAUUCCCAGGAUUCCCAGGUAGAAGAGGACCUGUUGGACCCACUGGACCUAUGGGAAGAUCUCCUGAUAGUGCUUCUCCUGGUCCUCCAGGUGAUCAAGGACCACCUGGUUUAGAUGGCAUCAGAGGUCAGCCUGGGAAUCCUGGUCCUCCUGGAGAGACUAUCUUUGUACGAGGAGAUCCAGGUGAUACCGGUAUUCGAGGGGCACCAGGUAAUCCUGGGCAGCGAGGGCAACAAGGAGCCAGAGGUCUUCCAGGGAACCAAGGAAGAAGAGGCCCAAAGGGUAUGAUCUGAGAUCCAGGCAGGAGAGGUCCUAUGGGAAUCCAUGGACCACAAGGUCCACCUGGUGCUAUAGGACAACCGGGAGACCAAGGUUUUCCGGGAAAACCUGGUCCCAGAGGUGACCCUGGUGAACCAGGAAAAAUAGAUGAUUCAUGCCCUGCAAUCCCAGGGCCUCCUGGGGAAGCAGGGCAAAGAGGAGACGAUGGCUCUGUAGGAUUACCAGGGCCCACAGGCCACCCUGGACCCCAAGGAAGAAAAGGUGAAGAAGGGUCACGUGGCCUGCCAGGUCAAGAUGGUUUACCUGGGGCACCUGGACCGCCAGGUGACCAGGGGAAUAGAGGAGAGCAAGGAUAUGCCGGGCCACAAGGUCCACCUGGCCAGACCGGUAUCCCAGGACCACCAGGCCCCCAUGUUAGAUCUGCAAGUGGAUUCUUGCUCGUCCUUCACAGUCAGUCGGACAGAGAACCACUCUGUCCACAAGGGAUGCCAAAAUUAUGGACUGGCUAUAGUCUGCUCUACCUGGAAGGACAAGAGAAAGCUCAUAAUCAAGAUCUUGGUCUGGCAGGAUCUUGUCUUCCUGUGUUUAAUACCAUGCCCUUUGCUUACUGUAAUAUCAACCAAGUUUGUUACUAUGCCAGUCGAAAUGAUAAGUCUUACUGGUUGUCAAGUGCUGCUCCUUUACCAAUGAUGCCACUCUCUGAAGAAGAAAUACAGCCAUACAUAAGCAGAUGUGCUGUAUGCGAGGCCCCGGCCCAAGCGGUAGCAGUUCACAGCCAAGAUCAGUCAAUUCCUCCCUGCCCAGUGAACUGGAGGAGUCUUUGGAUAGGAUAUUCUUUUUUGAUGCACACUGGAUCUGGUGAUCAGGGUGGUGGACAGUCCCUUAUGUCACCUGGAAGUUGCCUAGAAGACUUCAGAUCAGCACCAUUCAUCGAAUGCCAGGGCCAGCGGGGAACGUGUCAAUUUUUUGCUAAUGAAUACAGUUUCUGGCUAACAACCGUGAUGCCCGAAUUGCAGUUUGCGUCAGCCCCCCUGUCAGGAACUCUUAAAGAAGGACGAGAGCAGAGGAAAAAAAUCAGUAGAUGCCAGGUAUGCAUGAAGCAUGGCUAA
This is a messenger RNA of Nipponia nippon (crested ibis), 4965 nucleotides long. The record is from RefSeq and is a predicted model, not a curated record. Lineage: Eukaryota; Metazoa; Chordata; Aves; Pelecaniformes; Threskiornithidae.